Sturnus vulgaris (Common starling) is the source of this 7935-nucleotide messenger RNA. The record is from RefSeq and is a predicted model, not a curated record. NCBI's taxonomy places the organism in Eukaryota, Metazoa, Chordata, Aves, Passeriformes, Sturnidae.
AUGGCGAGUCUCGCCCGGCCCCUGAGGCCUCGCGGGGAAUGGGCCAAGGCCUUUCACGGAGAUGCGGGCGUUUUAUAUGUCUUGCUUAGGAUUCCACACAAAAGUGCAGCAGCAGCAAUAGCUGUAUUUCAGGUACCCUACUUUAUCAUUCAGAUCCAGGAAAAGAACAUGCCUUUGAGCUGCCUGAGGGACAGCAAGAUUGGCAUCAAGGAUGAGCACAUCUCCUGUCCAGGCCGUGGGCCCGAGGUCAGUGAGAAGCUGAUGCUGCGAGGUGGUUUCGGCCCCUUCCUCCGUCCCCGUCCCGAUGCAGGGCGAUCCGGGGAUGCGCUCCGGGAGCAGCUGGAGCGCGCCUGCCCCCGGCGCUCUCUGCAGCCCGCGGGGAGACACGGGCGCUCGCCGCCGCCCUGCUCGGAACGGCAAAGACUGGAGCUCCCCCCAGACCUCGGGAAAAUGAUCCGCGGAGCCACGCGGGGCGCAGCCCUCGGCACCGCCGCGCCAGCCCUCGCCCCGGCACGGCGCCCGGCGCCCGCCCGCCCGCCGGGAACACAUCCCCGGCCGCUGAGGGAUACUGCGACCGGGGACAAGCCAGAUGGUACCAGACAGGAAGAAGUGGAAGGUGAGCUCAGUGAAGAAGAGCGCUGGUUUGGGAAUUCUUCAGAAACUCCUUCGGAAGCAUCAUAUGGAGAAGUCCAGGAGAACUUUAAGUUGUCUCUUGAGGACAGAAUUCAAGAGCAGUCCACCUCCCCUGAUACCUCUUUGGGAAGUGCAACGCCGAGCAGCAACACAGCGGAGCUGGGAUCCAUUGAAAAUGAGGCACUAAGAGACACACUACAGAGCAAGGAGCACCUUUCUCCAGAUGUGCCCUCUCUGGGUGAGGAGGAACCUCCUGGACCAAACAAGCCGCUGAGCAGUAACCUGAGGCGGCUCCUGGAAGCUGGCUCCCUCAAGCUGGAUGCUGCUGUUACAGUCAAUGGCAGGGUUGAGUCCCCUGUAAACCUUGGCUCAAACAUCUCUUUCUCUCCACCUGCUCACCAUGCCCAGCAGCUAAGUGUGCUUGCCAGAAAGCUUGCUGAGAAACAGGAACAAAGUGACCAAUACAAUGCAGGCAGUCACUUUAUAUGGAAUCAAGGUAAGUGGUUGCCAAACUCAACCACCACCUGUGGUUUGUCCCCUGAUUCAGCUAUCCUGAAGCUGAAAGCUGCAGCCAAUGCCGUUCUGCAGGACAAAUCUUUUUCCAGGACUGAGGACAGGAUAAGCUUUGAAUCCUUUUCCUCACCUUUUAGCUCUCAGUCAGCCAGCUCCACGUUAGCAGCUUUGUCUAAGAAAGUGAGUGAAAGAAGCAUGACUCCCGGGCAGGAGCACCCGCCUCCAGCCAGCUCUUUCCUUUCCUUGGCUUCCAUGACCUCUUCAGCUGCCCUUCUCAAGGAGGUUGCUGCAAGGGCUGCAGGCACCCUCCUGGCUGAGAAGAAGAAAUCACUGGUUCCUGAGGAUCCCUUGCAGCUUUCAGAGAUGAAACAAGAGAAAGCAACUCCACCACAGUCUUUGGAAUUACUGCUACUACCAGUCCCAAAGGGAAGAGCAUCCAAACCCACCAGUACAGCCUCAGAAGAAGAAGGGGGAAAACCUUUCCAGUGUCCCAUCUGUGGUUUGGUAAUCAAGAGGAAGAGUUACUGGAAACGGCACAUGGUGAUUCACACAGGUUUGAAGAGCCAUCAGUGCCCGCUCUGUCCUUUCCGCUGUGCACGCAAGGACAAUCUCAAAUCACACAUGAAGGUUCAUCAGCACCAAGACAGGGGUGAGACCUUCCAAUGCCAGCUGUGCCCUUUUACCUCCUCCCGCCACUUCAGCCUGAAACUCCACAUGCGCUGCCAUCAACAUUUCCUCAGGACAGAGUCUAAAGUGAAGGAGGAAAUGCCAGAAACUGAGGUGAAGGGCUCACCACAGCUAAACAGUGACUCCUGCCCAGGACCACAGAGGGAAGGAGCAGGGCCUGACCUCACAGGAUCAGCAUCUGUAUCCAAAACCCCCGAUGUUGCUGGGCAGCCUGGUGGGGCGGUUCCACCUUUGCUGGUGAAAGAAGAGCCCAAAGACGACACUGGCGCCUCAGCUGCACCUUUUGUGCUUAGCACUGUCGACAGAGCCCCAAACAACACAAAGCUGAAAGACUCCCCUGACUUCGUGGCUAAUACAGCAUCAGCACUAUUCAGCCAAGACAUCUCUGUCAAGAUGGCAUCAGAUUUUCUUAUGAAGCUAUCAGCUGCAAAUCAAAAAGAGCCCUUGACUCCGAAUUUUAAAGUGAAAGAGGAGCCUAAGGAUGAAGAAGCUGGAAGUUCAGCUGUGUCUCAGCCCAGCUAUGUGUUCAGCCAAGAGCCUGAAGCCCCAGCUCCAAGCGUCCCUGAAGAGAAACUCAAGCCACAAGAAGCACAGGCAAACGUGAUGAGGCAGGACAUGUCAGUCAAGGCAGCAUCUGAGCUCCUCAUGAAGCUCUCAGCCGAGAGUUUCAAGGAGGCCCAGACGGUGAAGAUAAAGGAAGAGCCAAUGGAAGUUGACAUCCAGGACUCACAGGCUUCGGUGUCACCCAGCCAACCCGGCCAAAACGUUGGCUACAGCACUUUACUGGGGCGAGACAUCAGCGAGCGCAUCCAGAAGGCGCCCGAAGGCCGUGUGCUCCCAGAGAGAAAUCUCUUCAGCCAGGACAUAUCGGUGAAGAUGGCCUCUGAGCUGCUCUUCCAGCUAUCAGAAAAGGUGAGCAAAGAGCACAACCACAAUAAAGAUAACACCAUCAGAACUACAGCCAGCCCUUUCUUUUCUGAAGACACAUUUAGACAAUCACCAUUCACUUCCAACUCAAAAGAUCUCCUGCCCAAUGAAACUACUCUUCAUGGAAGGACGUCUGCACCAGAAGCAGAAAAGCUGGGGCUGGAGGUGGGAAAUGGAUUGCCAUCUUGGAAAUUUAACGACCAGCUGUUUCCCUGUGAUGUGUGUGGAAAAGUGUUUGGUCGCCAGCAGACUCUGUCCCGGCAUCUCUCACUGCACACAGAAGAGAGAAAAUACAAAUGCCACUUGUGCCCCUAUGCUGCUAAGUGCCGUGCUAACCUGAACCAGCACCUGACUGUGCACUCGGUGAAGCUGGUGAGCACCGACACCGAGGACAUCGUCAGCGCCGUCACGGCCGAGGGCAGCGACGGAAAGAAGCACCCUUAUUACUACAGCUGCCAUGUGUGUGGGUUUGAGACAGAGAUGAAUGUCCAGUUUGUCAGUCAUAUGUCCCUCCACGUGGAUAAGGAGCAGUGGAUGUUCUCCAUUUGCUGCACGGCGUGUGAUUUUGUCACUAUGGAAGAGGCAGAUAUGAAGGCUCAUGUCAACAACAAGCACACAGCUGAAGAGAGAAAGACACCCAGUGAAUCUAACAGUCCGUCUUCAUCUUCGCUGUCAGCACUAAGUGACUCUGCCAACAGCAAAGAAGAUGCAGAUAUAACCCCAAAAAACAAGGGGUCAAACAACCUGCUGGUCAUUUCUGUAGUGCCUGGUAGUCAGACCUCAGUGAACACUGAAGAGAAGUCAGAGAAAGGCUUUGAAUGUGUUUUCUGUAACUUUGUCUGCAAAACAAAAAAUAUGUUUGAGCGUCACCUGCAGAUCCACCUGAUCACACGGAUGUUCGAGUGUGACGUGUGCCACAAGUUCAUGAAGACACCUGAGCAAUUACUGGAGCACAAGAAAUGCCACACUGUCCCCACCGGUGGGCUCAAAGAAAAAAAACAUGAUUCUUCCAGCUCCAGGUCAAAAUCUGAGAUUCUGAUCCAGAGAGCACCCAGCCCAGGAGAGCUGUUUUCAUACUCAUCUGUAAACAUUCACUUUAAACCACUUCUUAAUGGAAAAAAUGGCCAAAGUGACUUCGUGCAAACACUAGGAAUCGUUACACAAAGUACCUGUGCAUCAGUCACCCACCCUGUACUUCCCGGCCUGCUUUGGGGGAAGACCCCAUCAAGGUGCCCAUUCUGCAUCUACUCCACGAACCGCCCUGCAGCCAUGGAGUGCCACCUGAAGACUCACUACAAGAUGGAGUACAAGUGUCGGAUCUGCCAGACGGUGAAAGCCAACCAGCUGGAGCUGGAGAUGCACAUCCGAGAGCACCGCCUUGGCAACCAUUACAAGUGUGACCAGUGUGGCUACCUGUCCAAGACGGCCAACAAGCUGAUCGAGCACGUGCGUGUCCACACCGGCGAGCGCCCUUUUCACUGUGACCAGUGCAGCUACAGCUGCAAACGCAAAGACAAUCUCAACUUGCACAAGAAACUGAAGCACGCUCCACGCCAGACCUUCAGCUGCGACGAGUGCCUGUUCAAGACUACCCACCCUUUUGUCUUCAGCCGCCACGUGAAGAAGCACCAGAGUGGGGACUGCUCCGAAGAGGAGAAGAAGAGCCAGUAUUCAACCUCCAAGGAAGCCAGUCCGCUCCUACCAGUGAACAGCUCCAGGAACCUUCUGUCACCCCUCUCAGUUAUGUCUGCCUCCCAGGCUCUGCAGACAGUAGCUAUGUCAGCUGCACACGGCAGCGGGGCAGAGCCAAACUUGGCAGUGAAAGCCUUGGCCGUCAACGGCACUUCCCUGUGCUUUGAUAAAUACUGGAACUCAGAGUUUGCCCACCUUAUUCCUUUAACAAUGUUUUUCCCCAAAAACCACUACGAUCUCACAUUCCAUCCACCCAGACCUCAGACUGCACCGGGAGGUGCCUCUUCACCUAAACACUCCUUCCUUGCCUACCUUGGACUAACAGAAAGGGCAGAAACUGUCUGAGGGCAGUUGCAUUCUGUACCAAAAAUCCCCCAACAAACCCAGCAGGUUAUACAUGGCUGCAAAACGUAGCCCCAAGAGGUAACGAACACUUGUACUAUAUCAUUAGUAAGGUUUAGCAAAUGGCUCUGUGUGUAUACUUAUUGCAUUGACAUGAAAGCUGCUUUAUUAAAUCUCCAAGAGGUGACCUACUGCAUACUUCUACCUUCAGAGGCAUGUUCCCAGUACUCUUAUCUAAGAAACUAUUUUGUCUUGUUAAGCUGAAAAAAAAAAGAGUGUCCUUAUUGGCAAUCAGCACUUGUAAGAUGACAUAUUGAUGCAUUUUAUUUUUGGGCUUUGUGUGCGUGCGGGUGUGUGGAAGAGAGGCUGCCUGUAGUGUGCCAUGACAUUGCUUUUGCACAUCCCUUGGAUUGGCUUAUUUAAUCAUCCUUCUUCUCCCCUUUUCACACACUCUCUCCCUGCCUUCCCCCUGCCUCCCCCUGAACUGUGGAGCUGUAGAAGGAGCAAUGUUUGGGGUGGGGCAGGGGGAGAACCAGUGUGUUAUUUCAAUGCUGUUUGCAGCUUCCUUUAGUUGUUUGACGCCUUGUAUUCAUUUGUCAAGGUUUGAGGAUUUGGGGUGGAACUGAUGAGGAAAAAAGUUGCUUUCAGCACUGCAGGAUGAGAGCAAUGAAAAGAGUAUGUAUGUCCACACAUACACAUGCAGUGUGUGCAGCCACACAGCAGGUCCAAUUCUCAGCUCUUACACAGGUGUGACAAACACCUGCCUCUGGGCCACAAUGUACAUCUUUUGUUUUAAAAGGGCAUAUAAAUAUUAUAUAUAUAUACUGUGUUAUGCAGUGGUUACCUUUUAGUUUGCAGGAACAACUUGUAUAACUAGAAUUCUAUGGUGGAAAAAAAAAUCCAACAAGGGGAUUUAAAAAAAGGGUAUGGUAAAUUCUGGGUAUAAAUACUCAGACUAAAAAAAAAAGGCAGUUUUGCACAGUGCUUUAGUCUUGCACUAGUUUGUUUCUCACUUGCAAAAAAAAAAAAGAAAAAAAAAACAAAUUGUGGGCUGAAGUUAUAAGACUGUUUAUUUGAAAAGGUACCAGUAACUUCUUUGAAAUAUAAAGCUAUAAAAAGAUGCUUUUGGAACCAUAAAGUUCUCUUUUAUACCCUCACUAUUUCAAUUGUACUUGCAAAUUUGACAGUCCUCUCGCUCCCCUCCAUGUCAUCAGUAAUACUUUAUUCCUUUCUGUUGAUGGCAGAUAGAGUGUGUCCUGCUAGGAAGCUAACUUUGUACUUAUUUAAUGCUCCUACUUGUGGUCAUUAAAAUGACAUGUUAUAUGUAGCACUUUAUUGCAGGAAGAAGCAAAUGCAGAUCGGUUGUAUAACCUUUGUUAAUCUCAAAAUGCCAAGAGUGAUAUUGAUGCAAGAGAAGCUAACUGACUGUUAAUUGAUUUCUGUUCCUUAGAGAAUUUAAUAUGUGGGAAGAAAGAUUGGGAUUAAAAGCACUCUGUUUUACAAUUGGAAGUAUAAAAUGUGAAGCAAUUUAAAAUGAUCAUGUGACAUACAGGAAUGCCUUCAUACUGAAUUCUUGUUUUCCAUGGUGUCUCUUGGAUUUGGAUCUGGCUGUCUUUUACCAGCUAUUAGAAGUGUCUGACUUAGCUUUUGCCACAGUCCUUUCCUGUCCCUUGGCCAAGCCACUGUAGGAGGUGCCCCGAGUCAAAUCUCUCAUGCUGUCUACCCACCCUCGUGCUGUCCUGAAGGAACUUCCUCUGCAGGUUGUUGUGGGAUGGAGAGAUCCAACCAGCCCUUGUUCAUGACAGCAGGAAAGCAACGACCCAGUUCAGGAAGGCAUUUCUUGUCCACAAGGGCUCUUAGCCAUAUGGACAAGUAGAAAUGUAACUCGAUCUUCAUUAGUUCUUAAAUGAAGCUUAUGUAGAAAGACUUUCUGGAUGCAAAACUUGCAUCACUUUAACCUAUUUGCAAGAUUCCUACAUUUGUUUUGUACUGAGAUGGCCAAACUGUCAUGACCAAAUUCUUCCUGUUUGUGGAGGACAUCCUAAUCUGCGCACUCCUGUUACCACACUGGAAGCUAGUUACAAGGGGAAAAUAUCCAAAAUCAUAGCAGGUUAUUAUUUGGCAUUAUUAAUUACAGGACAGAGAAGUCUCACCAUUUGUUUACAUUCCAGCAGACAGUUUUGGUUCUAAAGAGCACUUGGCGGUUCUGUCUAUGCAGCGAAGAAAACCCAUCGGCUCCAAACUGCAUGUAAACCUUUGUGAACAGCUUACCUAACUCAGGGCCCUGCUCACCAGGCUUUACUCCAUCAGAGCUCCUGCUCACACCUCCCUGGGAGUACAGACAAAAUAGAAAACACUGGGUUAGUAAGUACUUAGAGCAUACAAUAGUUACUAUCGUGACAGCAUGAAAUUUGCAAUGUGUAUCCAGCAGCUCUGCCAGUUCUGUAAAACACACUCCACACGCAUCUCUGACCACAGCACAGAAAACCAAACACUCCCAAAUCAAAAAGUUUGUUUUUCACACCAACUACAAGUAAAGUACAGGAGGAAGAAGGAGGAAUGUUGUAAUAAUAGGCCACUGUAUCCAAACCAAAUGGCAGUUUAAAUGGGGCUGGGAACUUCCAAGAAUGAGCUGCCCACAUGUGACCGCCAUGUGUUUUGACCACGUUCCACUGCACCAGUAUCUGACCUGGCAAUGUUUAGUGUACCUGGGAAAUUUGUCUAGCACUUUGGAAAGGAUAAAUUCAUUCUUUCUGGCAAGUUGUAGAAGUUUUCUCUGUAAGGAAAAGUGUGUUAGGAGGUUUUUAUUUUUUUAAGAAAAAAAAAUACACUAUUUAUCAGAGCUCUUGCAUACUAAAAUAAUUUGUUUGCAGUUCAAGACUAAAGACAGGAAUGAUCUCCAGAGGUUCCCCCUACUGAUCAAUGACCAACAGUUCUGAUAAAUUCCCCCACCAUAAAGGCAAUUUCAUACUGGUUUUCACUAUGCAUUCUUUAACGAAAGCUGGCGUGUUUUUUUCCAUUCAGUAAUUCAGUUGAAGUUCUCAGCACUUUUUUCUUUCUUCCUUUUUUUUUUACUUGUUGUAUUAUGUUCAAGUAUCAUUGUAUCAAGGUUUGUGUACAUUAAUAAAAAUUUGUAUUGUA